AUGGCACCCCUUGAAGUAGAAGCUACUAGCAACCAAUUACCAAACAAUGAUGUUGAGCAACAAAUAGACCAAGAAAUCAAAGUUAACUACUCCCAAAGGGCACAGUGGCUUAGAGCUGCUGUGCUUGGAGCAACCGAUGGUUUGGUCUCCACAGCAUCCUUAAUAAUGGGAGUAGGAGCUGUUAGACAAGAUGUUACAUCAAUGAUUGUUACUGGUUUUGCAGGGAUGGUCGCCGGAGCUUGCAGUAUGGCGAUCGGAGAGUUCGUGUCGGUUUACUCGCAGUAUGACAUAGAGGUGUCUGAGAUUAAGAGACAGAAUAAAGCUUCAGUUGAUGAUGAGAAAGAAAGUCUGGAUGAGAGUGAUAAAGAAGACUUGCCAAACCCAUUCAAGGCUGCUGGAGCAUCAGCUCUUUCAUUUGUUGUUGGAGCUCUGGUGCCACUUCUAUCAGCUUCUUUUAUAAAGGAUUAUAAGGUGAGGUUAGGGGUGGUGAUUGCACUUUCAAGCUUGGCUUUGUUGGUGUUUGGAGGUAUAGGUGCUGUGUUGGGGAAGUCACCUUUGAAGAGGUCUUCUUUGAGGGUGUUGGUUGGGGGUUGGGUGGCUAUGGGUAUAACUUAUGGGUUGACCAAGUUGAUUGGGCUGGCUGGGCUUUAA
This is a messenger RNA of Telopea speciosissima, 651 nucleotides long. Its product is annotated as vacuolar iron transporter homolog 4-like. The coding region runs from base 1 to 651 and encodes 216 amino acids. Gene Ontology annotation, molecular function: manganese ion transmembrane transporter activity; iron ion transmembrane transporter activity. Gene Ontology annotation, cellular component: membrane. NCBI's taxonomy places the organism in Eukaryota, Viridiplantae, Streptophyta, Magnoliopsida, Proteales, Proteaceae. The record is from RefSeq and is a predicted model, not a curated record. Gene Ontology annotation, biological process: intracellular manganese ion homeostasis. The transcript has a single exon.